UGCGUCUUAUCUUCAAGUAGUACGGCCUAACGCACAAGCUAGGCAAGCCUUUUGUUUUUAAAUGUCAAGAUUCAUCUGUGGAUUAUUUGAUAGAAAAUGAUCGUGACAAUUGUUUAAAAUAAUGGGCGAUUUUCUAGCAGCUAAUAAUGUCUGCGGACAAAAUUUAUUACGAUUGGUAUCUCGCGGAAAUGCUAUUAUAGCUGAAUUAAUGCGAUUGAAAGACUAUGUACCACCCUUUUUUAGCUUGGAUUCAAAGCAAUCAAUUCAGAAGUACGGAUCAAUCAUAAUCGAUUUUGCAUAUUUUAAAGCAGCCAGUAUUUAUGAGCAAAAAAUAGAAGAUGAUCCUAUACUCCAAGAAACAGAUGAGGAGCUACGAAAUAAUUUCUCAGACAUACUCACAAGGUUUUACUUAGCUUUUGAGAGUAUACAUAAGUAUGUUACAGAUCUAAACUUUUAUAUUGAUGAAUUGGGAGAUGGAGUUUACAUACAUCAAUCAGUAGACUCUAUUAUGUUUAAUGAAGAAGGAAAGCAAUUAAUGUGUGAGGCUGUAUAUCUAUAUGGAGUCAUGCUAUUAUUGGUUGAUUACCACUUUGAAGGACGAAUUCGUGAAAGAUUACUUGUGUCUUAUUAUCGAUAUAAUGCACAGAGAUCUUCUUCCACAAGAGUAGAUGAUGUUUGUAUGUUGCUUCGUUCGACGGGAUAUGUAAGAACACUGUCCAAAAGACCAGCUAAUUAUCCUGAAGAAUAUUUUAAGAGAGUAUCUUUACGAGAUUUUCUAAUAGAUCUUGUUAUCGGCCGAUUGCGUUCGGACGAGAUUUACAAUCAGACCCUUGCUUUCCCGCAUCCUGAACACCGAAGUACUGCUGUUUCUACGCAAGCAUCGAUGUUAGUGAUAAUAUUGUCGUUUAAACCAGCUGUACUUCAUACACAAACUGCUAUUAUGAGGGAAGUAGUGGACAGAUUUUUUCCCGACAAUUGGGUAAUUAGUAUUUACAUGGGAACAGUGAUCAAUCUGUGCGAUUGGUGGUCUCCGUAUAAAGCUGCGCGAACAGCACUGAAUAAUACGCUCGAGAAUUCUAAUGUGAAAGGAAUUGCGCAGAAGUAUGGAACAAAGAUGGAUAAACUAAUACAAGAGACGGACGAAGUACAGAAGGCAGGCACGUUGGAUGAGAAUGCAACGGGUUCCUUGGUCAAAUUAAUGAGGGAAUCUAAUGUUACGCUGCACUGGAUUCUUCUACAUACAACCAUGCCCACUAUAGCUCUGGAGGAUUCGAAACGUUCGCGUACUUUGCGCCAAUUGGUCGUGAGCGAGAGCAAGUAUACUACAACGAAUUGUCUCCGAUUAUUAUUAAGCACUGCUCAAAUUGAACAGGAUGUUAAACAGAUGUAUAAAGAUUUGCUGCUUGGAAAAGAGGCGAAGUGGCUCAAAGAUAAAGAAACAUGUGUCGAACGUAUAACUGAUCUUGCACAAAUUUUUGGCGGCACUAAACCUCUGGAUGGUAUUGAUAAAAACCAAAAUCUUUAUUCGUGGUUCAUGGAAAUCAGUAAGCACAUCGAUUCGUUGAAGCAAGAGGACGGGAGAAAGAUAGUACAGCUGUUGCAAGCGCUGGAACAAGUGCAAGAAUUUCACCAGUUAGAAAAUAAUCUACACAUUUCACAGUAUCUGGCUGACACGCGCGAGACUUUACACAAUAUGUUGCGUACAGGCAGCAUAUCCGAAGAUAUUAUGAUAAGCUUAAAUAUUGUAACGGACUGUUGCUAUGCGUGGAAUAUUAUGGAAUCUUUUAUCGACGUGAUGCAAGAGAGUAUUAAAGAAAAUCCACCGACGGUUAUCAAAUUGAAGGCUCUCUUUCUUAAAAUGGCUUCGGCAUUAGAAACUCCAUUGUUAAGGGUAAAUCAAGCGCGAAGCGCAGAUCUAUCCUCGGUAUCCCAAUACUAUAGUAGAGAACUAGAAGGAUAUGCCAGACGUGUUUUGCAAAUUAUACCGGAGACAGUAUUUGGUUUAUUAGCGCAGAUUGUACAUCUCGAGACGCAUGCAUUUAAAGAAAUUCCAACGAAAUUACCAAAAGAUAAACUUAAAGACUAUGCACAAUUGAACGAGAGACUGCAGAUGGCUAAAUUAACAUAUGCAGUAUCAGUUUUUACAAAGGGUGUUUUGUCACUGAGAAGUGUCUCUCUAGGAGUUUUAAGGGUUGAUUCGCAUCGUCUUUUAGAGGACGGUAUACGUCAAGAGCUCUCAAAGAAAAUUAGUUUAGCAUUAUACAAUGGCCUCAACUUUGAUCAGAAAUCUAAGACAUCUCUUCUGCAAAAAUUGUCUAAUUUAUCUUCAAUUAUGGAUGGAUAUAGAAAAUCUUUUCAAUAUAUUCAGGAUUACAUUAAUAUAAACAGUUUGAAGAUAUGGCACGAAGAAAUUAUAUACAUCAUAAAUAACGCAGUGGAAGAAGAACGUAGAGGCUUUUCCUGGGUACCAGGAAAAUCAUGGAGACAAUUCCAGGAAGAUAAGUGUACAAUUUCAACGGACAAUAAUUCUCUGACUUUUAUGGGCAGGCUUGCCAGAGAACUCAUUCGUAUCACCGACCCACGAACUACUGUAUAUAUAGAUCAUUCUCUAGCGUGGUAUGACAUUAAAACGCAAAAUGAAAUCUUAAACUACAAAGUCUUCUCCGUGAUAUUAGAAACGAUAGGUACUCCAGGAUUAUCGGGAUUGGAUAAGCUCAUCUCUUUUUACAUCGUUAUGGAACUGGAAGCUUUGGUUCAUUAUAUAGAGAGAAGUAUACGGAGUAAGACAUGGACGUCGAUGUUGGAGGAUUGCGAGACUACUUUGAGUACCUUAGACAGUGCUAAAGGUAACAUCACGAAACUUCAUAAUUCCGUAAAUGCUAGUAGCAACAAAUUAUGGUUACCAGCACUCGAAUGGACAUUGAAAAUAGGUCAUUAUCAAUUACUCAGAAAAAAGAUAGCGUAUGAGCUGAACACCGCUUGCAAAUUUGAAGCGAAACAUAUGGAAGCGGCACUCCGGACAUUGAAUACAGCAAUCUUGUGCGAAAUAGCAAACAAAGAUAACAGUAGUGAAACCGAGUCGGAGAAAAGCGAAUUGCUUCACGAACUCAGCGUGCGAUUGGACUGGGCUGGCAUUAGCGAUCCGCACAAUAAAGUUUAUAUCAAGCCACCAAAGAUAGAUAAUAUAGCUCUUAUUGUGUUCUUAUUCACAGUGUCGCAGUUGAACAAAUUGAUAUAUUGCAAAAAUACAGCAAGUCUGUUAAGCAAGAGAUAUCAAGAUCCUGUCGACGCUACGGUAUUUGCGAUAGGCCUACAAACGAUCCUUCGUCAAUUCCACGUCUCUGUGAUGAAUCGAUAUAUAAAAUAUUUAUGUAUGUAUAUCCUGUCAUUCCUCACCGUGGAAAGCAUGAAAGCAGGUAGCGACACAGAAACCGAAGGAGCUACUAAUCUUCAUUUCCUGGAGCUUUUUGUGAAAUAUUCCGGUAUUCCACGUUCUCUUAUUCUUAAAGAGAUACCUGUUGUCGUUUUAGAUCAUUCUUUAGUUAAAAUGGCGAAAUAAUGCAAUAAUACGAAGUAAUAUUAUCUAUACACUGUAUA
This is a messenger RNA of Odontomachus brunneus, 3597 nucleotides long. It is a transcript of the gene Strump, whose product is annotated as WASH complex subunit 5. Lineage: Eukaryota; Metazoa; Arthropoda; Insecta; Hymenoptera; Formicidae. Gene Ontology annotation, biological process: endosome fission; actin filament polymerization; regulation of actin nucleation. The transcript has 17 exons. Bases 122 to 3559 code for a protein of 1145 amino acids. Gene Ontology annotation, cellular component: WASH complex; endosome. The record is from RefSeq and is a predicted model, not a curated record.